AAAAGAUCUUGGAGAUUUUGUCACCAGGAAAUUGAUGAACCUCAGCUGAAAUGAAGAGUUCCCGUGUAUGGUAGAUGAUGCUCCUACAUUCCGAAGCUUUCUUUGGUUUCGGAGGCGGAGAGUCGCUGUUGUAGCAGCUUCCAGCAGGAUUUUCUUCGAGGCCCCGGUACGCAAUUCCUCGAAUAUUUGCAGAUUUUUCUGGGUUUGUAAUCUUCAGCUUGUUCUCUGCAAGGCCUGUGAAGUUGUUUGAUAAUGUCGCUCUCGCUCGUCUCCGCAAGAGCUACGUCUUCUCUCCUUCCUGGGGCUGUGUCCUCGGCCCCGUGCAGCCAUGGAUUCUCUCAGGUUAGCUCAAUUGGAUUCUUAAGUUUGCAGCAUUCUCAUAUAUCCUUUAGGGAGUCCUCAGGGUUGCUGGGAUUUCAAUUACCAUCCUUGAAAAUCUCGCGAGAGUUAGAGACACCAUUAGUGCGUCAGAUAUGUCGAGCUGCAUUGGCACCCGAAGUAGAGGCCGCCGUUUCCAAGCAGUCAUGGCGGAGCAAGGAACCCAAGGAUACCACCGUCAUGAUAGUGGGUGCCACGGGCUACAUCGGCAAAUUUGUCGUGAGAGAGAUGGUGAAUCGCGGCUACAACGUGAUCGCAGUUGCUCGGGAGAAGAGCGGCAUUGGAGGAAAGGUUGACGCCGAACAAACCAUCCGAGAUUUUCCAGGCAGUACCGUUGUCUUCGCAGAUGUCUCCGACACGGACUCCAUCACGUCUGCACUACAGUCCCCAAAUAUAAAUGUCGACGUUGUGAUUUCCUGUCUCGCCAGUAGAACCGGCGGCAAGAAAGACUCCUGGAAGAUUGACUACCAAGCCACUCGGAACUCCCUCGACGCGGGCGUUGCACGAGGUGCUUCCCACUUCGUCCUCCUCUCGGCUAUUUGUGUGCAGAAACCCUUGCUGGAGUUUCAGAAGGCGAAGCUUAAAUUUGAAGACGAGCUUGUGAACUAUGGCAAUGGCCUUACGUACAGCAUUGUUAGACCUACUGCCUUCUUCAAGAGUUUGGGCGGGCAAGUGCAAAGUGUUCAAGGAGGCGGGCCGUAUGUCAUGUUCGGCGACGGUAAGCUGUGCGCUUGCAAGCCCAUAUCUGAAGCAGAUCUUGCUUCCUUCAUUUCUGACUGCGUCAGCGACGUUGAGAAAGUUAAUCAGAUGCUCCCCAUCGGUGGACCUGGGAAAGCCCUAACCCCUCUCGAGCAGGGGGAAAUGCUGUUUAAGAUUGUUGGUAAAGAACCCAAGUUUAUUAAAGUGCCUAUUGGCAUCAUGGACUUCGUUAUCGGGGUGUUGGACAAUCUCUCUAAGGUUUUCCCAAACCUUGAAGACGCUGCAGAGUUUGGGAAGAUUGGACGGUACUACGCGGCCGAGAGUAUGCUUGUGUUGGAUCCAGUGACUCAGAAAUAUGAUGCGGAUGCUACGCCAGGUUAUGGUAGUGAUACUCUGGAGGCUUUCUUUGAUCGUUGCGUGAGGGAAGGUAUGGCGGGGCAGGAGCUUGGUGAUCAAGCAGUGUUUAAGAGUUAGUUUGUGGAACCGUUUUUGUACGAAUAGGUUAUUUUUUUUGUUCUGUGCAUGCAGUGAUCAAGUCCAAAGAUAAGAAACCUGAGCCUUGAGGUAUUGGGAUUAGAAGAAGUGGAUUAAUCUGCUCUUGAGAGAAACUUGACUACAUAUGGAGCCUGUGCUGGUUGUACUAUAUGUUCGGCUGCCUGUUGGUGAACCAGGCACACCACGAGCUUGACAUGAUUUUCCGUAAUCUGCACAAGCCUUCAACUAAUGAAGGUUAUGCUAACAUUGUAACAUG
This is a messenger RNA of Physcomitrium patens, 1828 nucleotides long. RefSeq names its product divinyl chlorophyllide a 8-vinyl-reductase, chloroplastic. Lineage: Eukaryota; Viridiplantae; Streptophyta; Bryopsida; Funariales; Funariaceae. Gene Ontology annotation, molecular function: oxidoreductase activity. The record is from RefSeq and is a predicted model, not a curated record.